This is a messenger RNA of Acanthochromis polyacanthus (spiny chromis), 1944 nucleotides long. It is a transcript of the gene tmub2, whose product is annotated as transmembrane and ubiquitin-like domain containing 2. Gene Ontology annotation, molecular function: protein binding. NCBI's taxonomy places the organism in Eukaryota, Metazoa, Chordata, Actinopteri, Pomacentridae. Bases 158 to 1135 code for a protein of 325 amino acids. The transcript has 3 exons. The record is from RefSeq and is a predicted model, not a curated record.
UCAACAGGUUGAGACUCAGGUCUAAAAGCGGCGCCGCGCUGACGUCACGCCGCCUCUGUGUUUGUUAUGUGGUUUUGAAGCAGAAGCUGCUAACUAGCACCGAGCCUCGUCUUCAAACAUGCUCUGAUUCUACACCUGCCAGGUUUGGAGGACAGAGAUGGCAGUGUGUGCACUGACCAUGUUGGAUGGGAUGGAGGACGAGGUGACGGCAGCAGGCGGCGUUCUGCUGCUGGUCCUGGCCCUCAUCUUGGCUUGGCUCUCGACCCACGUGGCCGACCGGGGAGACCACAUCCUGGGCACCAUCCUCACUGUGGGCGCUCACGCCUCCCUGAUCGGACUGGGGGGCCAUGACAACUACAGCGGGGGUCCUGCCGGUGCUGACGCCCCCGAACAGCAAACUCCUCCACCUUCACAGGAGAACAAGCCGGACGACAGCGAGCCGUCGGCCGAGAGGGGAGAGGGUGAGGGGACGGGGGAAGGGGCUGAGGGGGUUUGGACAGAUCUUCUGCUGGACAUACAGAGCAAACAACCUCAGGCUGGAAGACUGAACACUUCCGAUGGAGAGGAUGAGGAGGAUGAUGAGGAAGAUGAGGAGCUGGAGGAGGAAGAAAAGAAGGCUAUAAAGCCAGUUUUGACCACCGCCAGUACGACCACUUCCAUCUCUGUCCGCUUGAAGUUUUUAAACGACACAGAGGAAGUGGCAGUCGUAGAACCACAGGACACAGUGGGAAUACUGAAAAGCAAAUGUUUCUCAGGUCGGGAGCAUCAAAUUAAGUUAAUUUACCAAGGCCAGCUGCUGCAGGAUCCCAAGAAGACUCUGCUCUCCCUGAACAUCACGGACAACAGCGUGAUCCACUGCCACGUCUCCCAGACCCUGCACGAGGCCGGUCCAGAGGAAGGGGCUCAGUCCGGGGCCGGAGCAGGAGCUGGGUCUGGGGUUUCCGGAGGGUUCAGGGCCGCCGGCGUGGCAAUCAGCACUAGCAGCCUGGUGGUGCCUGUGUUCGUGGUGAUACUGGCCGUGGUGUGGUACUUUCGCAUCAACUACCGGCAGUUCUUCACCGCCCCCGCGACCAUCUCCCUCGUGGGAGUCACUGUGUUCUUUAGCUUUCUGAUAUUUGGGAUGCACAGCCGCUGAAAAGGCAAAGAAGAGGGCUCACGCUUAGAGCUGAAUGUUGGGAGAUGAAGUCAAAAAUAGCUGCAGCGGUGGGCGAGCGUCUGGAGAGAUGGACUAAAAGGGCCUGGGUGCAGAUGCUACAGCUGAUCGUUGUGUGUGUGUUUGUGGGUGGAUAGGUGAGCCUGUUGGUGCAUAUACCAAGAAAAGACAGAUGAGUGAUUGUACAGUACAAGUGCAGUAAAUAAUAAUCUGCAGUGAGUGAGGAGUUUGCUUUAACUGAAACCUAAUUUAGCUUCUCUGCAAACAUGACUUAGUGGUUCACACCAUGUUGUAACACUCUGGGUUUAUCUCGUCAUCAUGCUUUCCUGGGCGUUAUUCUUUUUCAAAGCACUGCUUCUAUGUUUAAAAAAAAAAAAAAGCGCAAGAUGCAAGAAUCUGAAAUCAUUCUGAACCACUCACUGUUGUGCUGUGUGUGCCAGUUUGACUCUGUAUCUUUAUUUUAUGUUAUUUGACUGAUUCAAGCUCUCUGUACGCUAAUAUAAACUGUACAGCUGCCUCAAUGCAGACUGAAUUAUGAUUAUUUUCUGUUGCUCCAAAAUGUUGCUCUGUAGAAAUAGGCUAAUUUAAACAAUCACUAGACAUGGAAAUAGACACCUUUUGAGAAGAUGCUGUAAAUAUGUUGUGUAUUUUCUGUAAAUAAGAUGAUAGAAUGAAUCAGGUGAACCUGCAUCUGGCACUUAAAGAUUUGGAGGAGGGGCGUUCUACCCUUCUGAUUAUGCUGGACUGCUCUGGUGUCAGUGGUAUCUCAAAUUAAAGCAUUUCAAACCAAA